Dendrobium catenatum is the source of this 640-nucleotide messenger RNA. Its product is annotated as probable histone H2A.7. The transcript has 2 exons. Gene Ontology annotation, molecular function: protein heterodimerization activity; DNA binding; structural constituent of chromatin. The record is from RefSeq and is a predicted model, not a curated record. Bases 60 to 461 code for a protein of 133 amino acids. Lineage: Eukaryota; Viridiplantae; Streptophyta; Magnoliopsida; Asparagales; Orchidaceae. Gene Ontology annotation, cellular component: nucleosome.
UCUUCCUCUCUCUGUUCGCUCAUUCUUCUCACUUAAUCGCGACUCGAGAUUCUCUAGCAAUGGCUGGAAGGGGGAAAUCUAUCGGCUUGUCACAAUCCAAGAAGUCAUCUUCGAGGAGCAGCAAGGCCGGCCUUCAAUUCCCCGUCGGUCGUAUCUCUCGUUUCCUUAAGACCGGUCGUUACGCAGAGCGCGUCGGAGGUGGCGCUCCGGUUUACCUCGCCGCAGUUCUCGAGUACCUCUCUGCAGAGAUUCUUGAGCUGGCCGGAAAUGCAGCCAGAGACAACAAGAAGAGCCGGAUCGUGCCACGCCACAUCCAGCUCGCCGUUAGGAAUGACGAGGAGCUCACGAGGCUUCUUGGACGCGCCACCAUUGCCAAUAGUGGAGUCAUGCCCAAUAUUCACAGUAUGCUUCUUCCCAAAAGGACGUCUUUCAUGAGUUCCAAGAACGCCGACGAUAGCUGAGCUCGCCGGCGGAAAUUACCAUAAUUCUUUUGACGUGCUCUCUCUGAUUUGGUGUCGCGUUGUGUUCUCGUGGAAUAGUAGAUUUGUGGUUAUGAUUAGUGUUUGAAUUAGGGUUUCCUUGUUUGCUAAUUGAAAAUCUGUUUGAUGUGAAUAUAUUCCAAGCUGAGCUUGGCGUUGAA